Messenger RNA from Caenorhabditis sp. 36 PRJEB53466, 2298 nucleotides. NCBI's taxonomy places the organism in Eukaryota, Metazoa, Nematoda, Chromadorea, Rhabditida, Rhabditidae. The record is from the annotation of a GenBank genome assembly.
AUGAGCGUGGAGCGUCUGGCGAGUGUGACGCUGAAAAACGUCUCCAACCAAUACUUUAUGCUCCGCGCCAUGUACCGUUUUUCGGGCCAACAAACCGUUUCGAGCAAAUGGCACAUGAUGGCUCCUCGUCAGAUUUCGCCGGCGGCCAUCCACAAAAUCGCCUACUACACGGGAUGCCCUUACGCGUCCGAAUUCCGACUUCACGGCAUCAGGUACACGGUUUGUGGCGGUAAGUGAUAAAAAUUGGGCAACGACCGCAAAAUUCACGGCGACCAAAAGUGUAGAAAGGGGCGUGGCCUAAUCUGAGACGCGUUUUCUGAAAAUUGCCGCAAUUUCAGCACACUUUUCCGCCAUUUUUGUGUUUUAUAUCGACGAAAAAAGACAUUAAAGAGAGAAAAGAUUGAAAUUUUCGUGAAAACGCCGCGUUUGAGACGUUUUUGGCAUAUUUCGCAAUACGCUCUCCGUGGCCAUUCUCUCUUAAUUUCAAGCUUGAAAUUAAGAGAGACUAAAAACAGUGCCGAUUCAGUUACUUCAUUGUAAGAAAUGCAGAAAGCGCGGAAAAAAAUCGGAAUUAGUUUUAAAAAAAAAUGCAUUUUUAGGCCUAUUCUACAAUUUCUCACGGAUAUUCCUUUAUUUUGCCGCUUAAUUCGUUAAAAACUACUUUAAAAAAUUAAAAAAUUCAAUUAUGAGCUCAACAAGACCGAAAAAUGCGAAAACCCUUAUAUACAACUAUAACAAUUGGGGAAAACGCUAAAAAGUUUGCAGAAAACAAUGUUGUCCACGAGGAGUCCAAAACUUCGUGGCCUAGGAAUUCCUCUUCAAAACUUUUCUUGAGAAAGUUUGAGAAUUGCUUAGAAAAGUUUCAGAAAGUUUGAAAUAAUUUCGGCAAGAAAAAGUCUGCGAAUUUCUUCAAAAAGGUUAAGAAAGGCUUAGAAAAGUUUUUAGUGCUUUGUCAGAAAGUUUGAAAAGGUCUUGGAAAAGUUUUCUUCUAGAGAAAGUUUGAGAAUGUCUUCAGAAGAGCCAAGAAAAGUUUGAAAUUUUACCUGAGCGGCCGAUCUGGAUAAUUUUGAGACGAAGUGAGUGUCGGAAGUGAUUAAGCACGUUAAUACAAGUAUUUUAAGCGUUCAAACGGCAAAAAGUAUCGGCGAAUGACUGAAAUUCGCGCAUUUUCAGCACAAAACUUGAAAAUCGCAUCAAUUAAUUCAUUUCUGAAUGAAACCUGCUCGUUUUAAGCUCAAAAAGUGCGCGCGAUGAUUAGUUUAACAAAGUUAUGCAACUAAAUCGUCGAAAUCGUACAAAAUUUGGGUAAUUUUUUACGAAAAACAUGAAAAAUAGGGGGUUAAAUUUCGAAUUUCGAAUUUCGCGCCAAAAUGGUGAUAAACCGACCACGCCCCCUUUCUAUUUUACGUUUUUGGUCGCCGUGAAAUUGAAAGCUUCAGAAUCGGAGCCGCUUUGCGUGAGAUUCGACGGAAAGCACUUGCGGAUGGACGAUAUUCAUUUGAUGGCCAACGGAAAGUGGGUGCGUCACGAGCUCAUCGAUUCGGAUGAAAACCAGAAAGUUGUGGUGUGCGUCGGUUUGCCAGAAGUUCACAUCGUCAGUGCGGCGGCGUCGACGUCUAAAUUGUUUGUGAGAGGUGCCUUUGUUUGAUGAGGUUCUCCUCGAAUUUGGCCUGAAACGCAUUCUAAUGAAACCAAUAAUAAACGGUGUGCCUCCUUCUCCUUCUUCUUCUUCUUCUUCUUCUUCUUCUUCUCCCUCUCUCUCUCUUUCUCCUUCGUUCGGAGCACUCACUCGGCUCCGCGCCCUUCUCAUUUAUUGACGUUUUUCGCCGUCCGCCACGAUGGAGCAAAUGUUGGCGAUUCCGUCGCCGAGCGUUUUUGCCCUCCACAUACCGUUCGGCUACUUCUACAAUCAACUGCUGCUCUUCGUCAACUGGCAACAAUUGCGCGUUCACGUCGUUUUCGGCACAUGCACCAUGCUCAUCUUCGGUCUUUGGGUUCGUUUGUGUCUUGCCGACGUUUCGCAACUCGUCCGAUUUUCAGUACAAAUGCAUCUACCCGCAAACGAAGGCGUUGUACGAUCUGUUGUGCAAUCAUCCGUACACCGAAGCGGACCUCCAGUACAACCCGUGUCUCGACGAUGAAUACGAGGGAUACGGAGUGUACGACGACGAUCAUUUCGUCGAUACGGACGGAGUGGAGGCCUACGUGGUCACCGCUUGGCGACAAGAAGAAGAAGAAGAGGAGGUGGAUCGGAAAAGAGAACGAAAAGAGGGUCCAGAGGUCGUUGUUUGGCUUUGA